Lachancea meyersii CBS 8951 is the source of this 1422-nucleotide messenger RNA. NCBI's taxonomy places the organism in Eukaryota, Fungi, Ascomycota, Saccharomycetes, Saccharomycetales, Saccharomycetaceae. The record is from the annotation of a GenBank genome assembly.
AUGGCCUCUGAAAUCUGCUCUUUAUGUAUGAAAGAUGAUCCCAACAAGUCACUUUGGGUUCAGUGCGAAUUGUGCGAUCAAUGGGUCCAUGUAACUUGCAUUCCCAUGAAAUAUAUAUAUGAUGCAGCUGGUGAACCGUGCACGGUGUAUCCAAAAUCCUCGAAACAAAUCAAGCGCUACAAUUGCUCUGAACAUGGAGAACCGCUCUUAGAAACCAACCAGAUCAACCGAAAACGGAAAAAUGAAGACCAACUCGAGGUCUCCGAAACAGUAGAACCCAGGCGGCAUGGACUGCGCAAAAAAAAGCAGCUAGACUACAUUUCACUAAAUGAGGGCGAAUUGAAACGGUCGAAAAAUGAACAUCCACAUGUCAAACCAUUUUUGGCAUGUUUCGCACGCUGGGAAAAUACUACUAAUGUGAUCAAAAGCUCUGAGCUGGAAACUCAGUUCGAUUCCAUUCGCAAACCGCUCAAAGUAGUGGAUCCCGAAAACUCGGGGAUGCAAAUUCCUAGUGGACCUGACGGUAAAACUUUGACCGUUGAUGCGGUUACCCAUUUCUUGGGCGACCAUUACAAAGUGGACGUCAUGGACGUGCAAUCUCAACAAAACUCUAACUGGACCAUGUCACAAUGGAACCACUAUUUCACAGAAUGCUCCGUGGACACGCGAGAUCGCAUCAGAAACGUGAUCUCUUUAGAAGUGUCUCACGUUGACAAGUUCCAAGCGGAAUUGCAACGGCCUCGCGUGGUGGAGGCCCAAGAUCUGGUGAAUAAGGUGUGGAACAUUAUAUUGGACGAAUCCGAGAGGCCAAAAGUUACCAAAUAUGUGCUGAUGUCGGUGGAAAACGCGUUUACCGAUUUCCAUUUGGAUUUCGCAGGAACGUCAGUUUACUACAAAGUUGUAUCAGGGGCCAAGAAAUUUUUACUGUUCCCGCCUACUCCACAUAACUUGGAUAGUUACACUAAGUGGUGCGACAGUGUUCAUCAAAAUCUCAUUUUUCUUGGAGACGAGCUGGAAGACGGUGUGGCGAUGGACCUGGGCCCGGGCGAUUUGUUCAUGAUUCCAUGCGGCUACAUACACGCCGUGUACACACCUCGAGACUCUCUCGUAAUUGGAGGCAAUUUCCUGACCCUGCGGGACCUUGAAACGCAACUACAGAUUGUCGAAAUCGAGCGUCGCACCAAAGUUCCCAAAAAAUUCACAUUUCCGCAAUUUGACAUUGUUAUGGGCAAGACCUCGGAAUGGUUUUUAGCUCAAAAUAAUCCCCACUCCAACGAGCUUCAACCACGCCAAGUGCAUGCCCUGGUAGCCUUUCUCCAGGACUCCAGAUCCAAAUACAAGCCAGUCAAUUUUUCGACCAAAAAAGAGUUGUCAAAACAACUUCUAAAAACGCUACAAGAACGCGAAAAGUCCCUGGACUGA